Molecule: messenger RNA, 1030 nt
Organism: Chaetomium strumarium
Lineage: Eukaryota; Fungi; Ascomycota; Sordariomycetes; Sordariales; Chaetomiaceae
Product: Alpha/Beta hydrolase protein
Exons: 5
Coding region: 149-1000 (283 amino acids)
Molecular function (GO): hydrolase activity
Source: RefSeq, a predicted model, not a curated record
GCAGCUUCCCAAACAGGUGUUUCUCGCUGCAAAUACACCGAAGUGACAGACGGCUGUGGUGCUUUCUUGAGUCGGUUGUCCGGAUCUUGCAUUGUUUGCUUUGCAGCCAUUUUUAGCACAGUGUUCGUUCAAAAUCACGUUGCCCACUAUGUUGAUCAAGGAGAGCUUCGCCGAUGUGCAGACAUCUGCUCAUGGAAAGGAGAGCUCCAUGCGAAUCUUCCUGUUCCAUCCUACAAUCCCUGGAUAUCCGAAUGCGCGGUUCCCCGGAGUUGUGCUGUUCAGCGAAAUCUACCAGGUCACUGGGCCCGUUGUUCGUUUCGCCAGGCAGAUUGCCGGCCAGGGCUACAUCGUCGCCGCUCCGAGCAGCUACCAUGACUUUACCGGCCCUGAACCUUUAGCGUACGAUGUACCGGGGACUGACCAGGGAAAUGAAUGGAAGAUAACGAAGACCCUCGAGUCCUACGACGAAGACUCCUACAAGACGGUCGACUAUCUCCUCUCCCUGCCCACAUGCACUGGACGAAUUGGCGCAACCGGCAUGUGCCUGGGCGGACACCUUGCCCUGCGCGCGAGUCUCGACCCUCGCAUAACAGCCUCCGUCUGUUACUUCCCAACCGACAUCCACACGCGCACCCUGGGGCCUUACGACGCGGCCAACUCCUCCCCAUCCGCCCCUCCUGACAGCAACCACACGAUCGAUCUCUUGUCCAAGAUCCGCGGUGAGGUGGCGCUCAUCUUCGGGGUCAAGGACACGCACGUCCCCGACGGGGGGCGGGAUCUGAUCCGGCACAAGAUGCGCGAGGCCAGCGUGGUCUUCAGCUUCCACGAGUUCGCGUGGGCGCAGCACGCCUUCAUCCGCGACGAGCUCAGCAAGGGCCGCUACGACCCGGCCGUGAGCAAGGCCUGUUUCGAGGUGCUGCUGGAACUGUUUGGGCGCGUGCUGAAGACCGAGUUGGGCGAGCGGGAUGGCAAGGUGCAUGAGGUGGAGCACGUUUGCUGAGUUACUACUUACUGUGCCUGCCUUGACAGG